AUGGAGGUGACCACCGUGUUCCCAUCUCCAGCCUCACCCACUGAAGGGGACGAUCUCUGUGAGACAGAUGUCACCAACGUGGCCAUACACAGUGUGACACUGCUCAUCUGCCUCUGUGGGCUGGCUGGGAACGGGGCUGUCCUCCGGAUCCUCAGCCUGAAAAUCCGUAACUCUGGCAUCUUCGACCUGGCUUUCGCCGACUUCCUCUUCCUUCUCUUCAUGCUCCCCUCCACCCUUCUCUUCCUGCUGGAGGAUGUGUCCUGCUCUGCUAUCAUAUCCAUGAGGUAUUUGAGAUUACUUUCCCAACUGUCAAUGGUCUCCUUCUACUGGGCACUAUUCCAACUGACAUUCCUCAAUUUCAGGAAGGACAUGAUCUGGCUCUUCCAGCUCUGCUGCCGCUGUGACCUUCCUGAGCGCCUGUGGUGGGUGGUGGAAAGUGCCCAACACUGGGCCUUUUUCUCUCUCUUCACCGUCAUUCCUGUGGUGACUUUCCUGUGUCCGUCACAUGAGCAGGGGCACUGCAGGGCAGCUGUCGUCUCCAUGUACACCAUCAUCCUGCUCCUCUUUGCUGCACCCGUGGUCAUUUCCCGCACAAUCGACAUCAUCAAUGCCAAGCGUGGCUCCCUGCAGCAGCAACACGACACACAAGACAAUGUUAUCUUCAUCAUUGUGCUCUUCACUCUCCUCCUCGGCCUCUGCAAUUUUCUGCAGCAGGUUGGUUACAUCUCUGUGCCCACCCAGAUUAUUUUCCUGCUCACCUGCAUCCACAGCACCAUCAAACCCGUCAUCUACUUCGUGGCAGGGAGGUGCUGGAGUCCCUGCUCCGUGGCGUCCCUCAGGGACUCCCUCCAGAGGGUCUUUGAGGAAAAGAAAGGAAACACUGCCAGCAGCGAUGAUGCCAACACAGACACAGGGGUCUGA
Catharus ustulatus (Swainson's thrush) is the source of this 921-nucleotide messenger RNA. RefSeq names its product mas-related G-protein coupled receptor member H-like. The coding region runs from base 1 to 921 and encodes 306 amino acids. Gene Ontology annotation, biological process: G protein-coupled receptor signaling pathway. Gene Ontology annotation, cellular component: membrane. Lineage: Eukaryota; Metazoa; Chordata; Aves; Passeriformes; Turdidae. The transcript has a single exon. Gene Ontology annotation, molecular function: G protein-coupled receptor activity. The record is from RefSeq and is a predicted model, not a curated record.